Abrus precatorius (Indian licorice) is the source of this 3219-nucleotide messenger RNA. RefSeq lists its product as uncharacterized. Gene Ontology annotation, biological process: chloroplast organization. NCBI's taxonomy places the organism in Eukaryota, Viridiplantae, Streptophyta, Magnoliopsida, Fabales, Fabaceae. The transcript is spliced from 9 exons. The coding region runs from base 625 to 2784 and encodes 719 amino acids. The record is from RefSeq and is a predicted model, not a curated record. Gene Ontology annotation, cellular component: chloroplast outer membrane.
AAGCAACCGCAUCUCAAAGGGAAGAAGUUGUUCAAUAUUCUCUUAUUGUUAGCGACGAGCUCUUCCUCCGCAACAUGUUAUAGAAAAUUAGUUACAACACAUGCAUACACUCUGCACUGUUAUCAAUUCUGUUUUAGAGCUAAACAUAAUAAGUUAUUUUAUUAUUUAACAUCAUUUAUUCAUUUUGUUAUAAAUACACCUUAUAAUAUAUCACCUUAUAAUAUAUGGAGAGUGAGUGGUGUAAUAAAACUACAGAAGUUCUCCAUAAUUAGUUGUUCUCAAUUCCUAUCAGCUCUCUCUUGCGAAAUUUCCAUUGCAAUCCACAUAAUUUAUUUUGUUGCCCCACCAUAAGGUCUACCUCCCUAAUUGCAUGCAUGUCUUGAAUUUUCUAUCAUCAUCCCAAUUUGAAUAUUCAUUUCUGAAUUUCUUUUAGUUUCUCCAAAGGCUUGAAUUCUCUUGUAAAUUAUUGUAUAGACUUUUGUCUUUUAAAUUUUAAUAUCUUUUGUGGGUUUCACUUUGAGCUGAACAUUUCAGCAUGCUUAUACGUGUUUUAUGAAGUUGUGGUUGGCACAUCAGAAAUUUUCUUUUAUUCCAUAGUAUCAAGUCAAUAUAAGCAAAUCAAUUAUGUCUACUGUGAGAUUAUGCGGUUUGAAGCCAAUGCUCUUUGGACGAAAGUCAUGUGCUUGGGAGCCAAUGAAAAGCUCAACCAUGCCUAAUAAGCCUUCUAAGGUUCUGAAUGAAGGGAAGGGAGAGUCAAUUGAAUGGUCAUUUGUUGGUGCGGACCAAUUGAUUUUAAUGAUGAAGGUCUAUAAGAAGAUAUUUGUCUUCAGGGACAUCAUGGACCUUGCCCCUCUUAAUAGUUCUGCUUCCUUACAUGAGAUGGUUAUUACAACCCUGGAAGAUAUGCAAAGACUUUACCCGGGGAUCAUAUCAAGACAAAGAAUGUCAGAUAUUAAGGCCAAGUCUAUAGAUCAGGGUCUGGCCUACUUCUGUGAGGCUUUAAAGUCUCUUGGAGAGUUUUGGAUGAUGAACAAUGAUGGUGUGGAAAAACACAAUUAUGAGUUACCAUCUUGUAAAGAUAACAUCAAAAUGCCGCAACUGGGUGAAACUAUGUUGGCGACACUUGAUUGUUUGAUUGAUAUUGCAAGUGAGAAGUUUGAUAUAAUGGAAGAAGAUGACCCAAAAAAAGAAUUUAGCCCAACACAUAGCUCCUUUGGAGCAGAUAUAUCCAACUCCUCCUUUCCAGAUAGCAAAUGUUCCCCUCUCACACCGAAAUCUGUCCUUCCAGAACCAAUGAACCAAAGAUCUUCAAUUACCACCUCCCCACUUUCGUCUCUCAGAAUUCAAGCUGUGGGAAAGCUGAACCCAAUUGAUUUAAAGCACUUAUCUUUCCAUAUGUCACCAGCACACAUGCAAAACUAUAACAAUAAGAUAGAGAAGGAACCAACCUUAAGCAUGGAAAUGGAUCACAAAUCUAGAUAUCCUGUAAAGGACACAUCACAAGAUGUAGUUUUUGACUUGGACACAACUGGGGAAUCAUUAUCAGAUAGGACCAGAAGGGAUCAUGGAAUAACAUAUAAUAAACCUCAAGCAAUGGGUGAAGUGGAAAUAUCACUAUCUCCCAAACCAUUAGAAACGCCUAGCCUGCAGCAGAAAGCACUAGGAUCAGCAGCAUCAUCACCUUCACCCCCAUUAAUACCAACUCCACCACCUCCACCUCCCCCUCCACCUCCACCCCUUCCCACACUACACACUGUCCCAUUACCAGUGCUAACACCACCUGUGGCACCAUUGCCUUUGGGCUCAAGUCCAUCACCACCUCCCCCACCAGUGCCCUUCAAAGGUGGAUCAGUUCCAGCACCUCCACCACCAACACCACGUGAAAACGCAGCUACUGCUCCACCACCACCUCCACCUGGAGUAGGGAGAUCCUUGCGGCCUAAGGCAACUACCAAACUGAAAAGGUCAACACAAUUAGGCAAUCUGUAUCGAACUCUCAAGGGAAAAGUGGAAGGAUCUAGCCUCAAAGGUAAAUCAUCCAGCGGGAGAAGCAGCGAAAUUAGAGCAGGAAACACUGGAGGAAAACAAGGAAUGGCUGAUGCUCUAGCAGAGAUGACAAAAAGAUCAUCUUACUUUCAACGAAUAGAAGAAGAUGUUCAAAGGUACACAAAACAUAUUAUAGAACUGAGAUUUGCUAUUACCAAUUUCAAGACAAACGAAAUGACAGAAUUGAUCAAGUUCCACGAGGAUGUUGAAUCUGUUCUUGAGAAUCUAACUGAUGAAUCACAGGUGCUAUCCCGGUUCGAAGGUUUCCCCUCGAAGAAGUUAGAGGCCAUAAGAAUGGCAGCAGCACUCUACCAUAGGUUGGAUUCAAUACUUACUGAGCUUCAAAAUUGGAAUAUAGUGACUCCUGUGGGCCAACUCCUUGAAAAAAUUGAACGUUAUUUCAGUAAGAUAAAAACAGAAUUAGAUGCUUUGGAGCGAACCAAAGAUGAAGAAUCAAAGAAAUUUGAAGGCCACAACAUUGAAUUCAACUUCGACAUCCUUAUAAAAAUCAAAGAAGCAAUGGUGGAUGUUUCCUCCAAUUGUAUGGAGUUAGCACUAAAGGAGAGGCGCAAUGAUGCUAUUAGUGAUGUAAAAAGAAAAGAAUAUGCUAAGUUGCUUUGGAGGGCUUUCCAAUUCGCAUUUCGGGUCUAUACAUUUGCUGGUGGACAUGAUGAUCGUGCUGAUAAGCUGACAAGAGAAUUGGCUAAGGAAAUUGAGAGUGACCCGAACAAGCCAUGAUCUUGCACAAGCUUUCGUGUGAACAGACAAAAUCAUGUGAUUUGCUGAUUAAUAUUAUCAGCAUCUUUGGAUUUCCGUUAGGAAGCUCCAAACCAUGGUUUCGUUAGUUUGAACAAAAGCUACGUUAGACAAGCCUUUGCUCAAUCUUGGUUUGUAAGAGUUUGACAUAUGAUGAGUUUCGUUAGGCAUAAUACUCAUCAUAAGUCCAAAUCCAUUUGGAUAUUAAAUAAUCGUUGGAGAAAUGGAGUUAUAAUUUUUUUAUAGGAGCCAAUCUUGCUUGAUGAGCGUUCAAAAUUAAUCGCGGGAACUCUAGCUACUGGAAGUGUGAAGCUAGACUUGAGUUUCACUACUCCCGUUAAAUUGUUUUAUUUUCUACCUAUUGGACUUGUAAGGAAAGAAUUCCUUUCUUAGUUCUCAUUAUAGUCUUAAUUUCUC